AUGAAGCUUCACUACAUUACUCUUUUGCUGGGCGCCGUUGUCCAUGUCCAGGCAUGCAUCCGCAUCCAUGCCCGUCACUUUCAGGCGCCAUGGCCAGAGAAAGAUUCCCUCAGCAUCGAAAUCUGGGACGACGAUAGGACUUAUUACCGCUGUCCUUCCUGUAUCUGGGAGUCCUUCUCCGACCAGGGGUGCACGGUGCAGUGCCAUCAGUUCAAGAUCGAGAUGGGGGAGUACGGGAGAUCUGGCCGAGUCACCAACACCAACAACGGAUACUCGCACAAAUUGUCGAUCAAGACUCUUGCCAAACCUGAAAACUGGUGCUGCCUCUUCGGCCAGAACGGCAACUGUCGAGGCCAAUGCACGGUUUGGGAUACUUGCCUGACGGACAACUUCAGCAACUGCAACCAAUACGCCUGCAGGCUGUGUGGGGGAAAAGAGAUUUGCGGCAUCAGGGACAGGCGGGGCCUGGUCGACGGGUUUGAGUAUGAUGACUUUCUCAACGGCACAGCGAUCCAGUUGGAUGUCAAUGAUGUUUUUGACAGUAAAGAAUGA
This is a messenger RNA of Colletotrichum destructivum, 552 nucleotides long. RefSeq lists its product as uncharacterized. NCBI's taxonomy places the organism in Eukaryota, Fungi, Ascomycota, Sordariomycetes, Glomerellales, Glomerellaceae. The coding region runs from base 1 to 552 and encodes 183 amino acids. The record is from RefSeq and is a predicted model, not a curated record. The transcript has a single exon.